Plasmodium malariae is the source of this 462-nucleotide messenger RNA. Its product is annotated as conserved Plasmodium protein, unknown function. The record is from RefSeq and is a predicted model, not a curated record. NCBI's taxonomy places the organism in Eukaryota, Apicomplexa, Aconoidasida, Haemosporida, Plasmodiidae. The transcript has a single exon. Bases 1 to 462 code for a protein of 153 amino acids.
AUGAAAAAAUUUUCUCAUUCAAUAUCUCUUAGCAGAAAUAAAUUAUUAUCUUUUAAUUUUAACGCAUAUCAUAAUAAUAGAACGGAGAAAAAAAUCGUAGCUCAACAAUUCAGAAAACGCAGUUUUAUAAUAUUAAAUGGGUUUUCUCAUGAGUGCUUUUCAACCUUAGAAAUAAAUAAUUCUGUUGAAAUUUCAAAAGACAAACUAAAAGAUAAAGGCAAUAAUAAAUAUUUUAAAAAAUAUGAAAAAGAAAAAAAGUCAAACGAAUCUGAUAAAACAGAAAAACAAAAUAAAGACAAAAAAGAAGAAAAAUUAAAUGAUAUUAUAAAAGAGGAGAAGGAAAAACAAAAAGAGAUAGAUUCAACAGAAAAAUUACCAGAAGAAUUUGGAUACAAGUAUGACAAACAUGAACCAACAAUGUUCGGUGACUGGUCUCACAACUGUAGAGUUACUGAUUUUUAA